AAAUGGAUCUACUAACUGCAAUCUUUUUCCUGGCUGCUUUGCUGCACCAAUCUGAUGGACAGGGUUUUCGGUAUAAACGAAUGGACAUUUCCUCCUUUCCUCAUUUUAAGUUUCAAAACCAAAAACAGAUCCUUGAGCAACACAAUGAAAUACGGAGGUCUGUACUUCCCACAGCCAGGAACAUGUUGAAGAUGGUGUGGAGUGAGAAAGCUGCCAAAAAUGCUCAGAAAUGGGCAAAUAAGUGUGGGAUGAAAAUCAGUCCAAGAGAUCAGAGAGUCAUUAAUGGUGUCACCUGUGGUGAGAAUGUAUUACUAUCAUCUUACCCAAGAACAUGGGCUGAAGCAAUUCAAGUCUGGCACAGUCAGUCCUCCGAUUUCAAGUAUGGAUUUGGAGCAACUGCGAAAAAUGUCAAUAUUGAGAACUAUACUCAGCUAAUCUGGUACAACAGUUACCAGAUUGGAUGUGCAGUUGCCUACUGUCCUAAGAAUCAGUUCAACUACUUUUAUGUUUGCCAAUACUGUCCUCCAGGAAAUAAUGCAAUGCAAAUAGCUACACCUUACAAAAGCGGACCAAAAUGUGCAGACUGCCCUGGCCACUGUGACAGAGGGCUUUGCACCAAUCCUUGUAAGUAUCAAGACUACUUUGGAAACUGCAGAAAUCUGAAAAUCUUGUUUAGCUGUAACCAUUCACUGGUGAAGGAGAAGUGUCCUGCUACCUGUAGAUGCACCACUCAAAUCAUAUAA
Molecule: messenger RNA, 743 nt
Organism: Fulmarus glacialis (Northern fulmar)
Lineage: Eukaryota; Metazoa; Chordata; Aves; Procellariiformes; Procellariidae
Product: cysteine-rich venom protein-like
Exons: 7
Cellular component (GO): extracellular region
Source: RefSeq, a predicted model, not a curated record